This is a messenger RNA of Cladophialophora yegresii CBS 114405, 1890 nucleotides long. RefSeq lists its product as uncharacterized. The coding region runs from base 1 to 1890 and encodes 629 amino acids. The transcript has a single exon. Lineage: Eukaryota; Fungi; Ascomycota; Eurotiomycetes; Chaetothyriales; Herpotrichiellaceae. Gene Ontology annotation, molecular function: RNA helicase activity; ATP binding; nucleic acid binding. Gene Ontology annotation, cellular component: nucleolus. The record is from RefSeq and is a predicted model, not a curated record.
AUGGCCCCAGACAGAGGCAAAGGGCAUGCGAAGAGAGCAUCUUCCCGGGCUUGGGAUGCUCUCAACCAUCCGCUCUCGCCGUGGAUCAUCGACGCAGUGUCCGCCUUGAAUUUCACCCGCAUGACCCCCGUCCAAGCCUCGACGAUUCCUCUCUUUAUGGCCUACAAGGAUGUCGUGGUUGAGGCUGUCACCGGUAGCGGCAAGACAUUAGCUUACCUCAUACCGGUCGUGGAAAAGCUGCUGAGACUGGAAGAACCAAUCAAGAAGCAUCAUGUUGGUGCCAUCGUCAUUUCUCCCACUCGGGAAUUGGCGACGCAGAUAUACAAUGUCCUCGUUUCGCUACUACGAUUUCACCCUCCUUCCGCUGCGGAACUUGGGCCACUCGACACUCCAGAGCCAACUGAAGGGGAAAGCGCUGUCGGAAGCUCCGACCGGUCGACUCACAAAAUCGUUCCGCAGCUGCUCGUAGGUGGAUCGACAACCCCAGCGCAAGAUCUGAGCAAGUUCUUGAAGACGGCGCCAAAUGUCCUGAUCGCAACGCCAGGCCGCUUGCUUGAUGUCAUGACGUCUCGUGAUGUCCACUACCCCAAAUCCUCCUUCGAAGUACUGGUCCUUGACGAAGCUGACCGCUUACUCGACCAUGGCUUCAAAGAGGAUCUCACCAAGAUUAUCAAUCUGUUGCCGAAAGAAAGGCGAACAGGGCUUUUCAGUGCAAGUGUAAGCGAAGCGGUGGAUCAGCUCAUCCGCGUAGGGCUACGAAACCCGGUGAAGAUUGAGGUCAAAGUCAAAGGCGCGAACGGAGUCCAAGACAAGCGGACACCAGCCAGUCUGCAAAUGACAUAUGCGGUCACAAGGGCUUCAGAAAAAUCCUCUGCACUGGCACUUCUGUUACAGCGAAUGGAACCCAUACCAUUGAGGACCAUCGUGUAUUUGUCCACUUGUGCUGCGGUGGACUACUUCCAAGCAUUGUUGCCGGUCAUUCUCCCUCCGGAGGUCACUUUGGUGCCUCUGCACGGUAAGCACCCAGCGAACGUUCGGGAGAAGAAUUUCGUUCGGUUCACCAACUCGGCUUCUCCGGCCUUACUUCUGACAACAGAUGUCGCCGCCCGGGGGCUUGACGUCCCAUCUGUGGACCUUGUCGUGCAGGUAGACCCUCCUUCUGAUCCGAAAGUGUUUCUGCAUCGAUGCGGACGUGCAGGUCGUGCAGGACGAAAGGGUGUCAGUGUGGUUCUGCUACUCCCUCACGAGAAGGACUAUAUCGAAUUUUUGAGGGUUCGGCACACUCCCAUCGAACCCUUGGCGGAUCCCGAUAUCUCCGUAACUGACGGGGAAUGCUUUGCGGCCCGGGGGAGGUUCCAGAAGAUCGUUCUCGGCGACCGCGCUCUGCAUGAUAAGGCUCAACGAGCCUUCGUCAGCUGGGUUCGGAGUUACUCCAAACAUGAAGCAAAGUCCAUCUUUAAUCUGGGCCAAAUUGAUUGGCAUGAUCAUGCUGCCGCAUGGGGUCUACUGAAGAUGCCAAAGAUUGCAGAACUCAGGAACAUCAAAUUGCCGCCAUACAACGGCCCAGAUGUUGACUGGCUCAACUACCGCUACAAAGACAAGCAGAGAGAACAACAUCGAAAGCAAACGCUUGCAGAAGGGCCGAAGGACAAAGCGGCAGAUUCAAAGAAACGAAAGAGCACCGUUGCCUGGUCGGAAAAGCUUGAGCGUAAGGCAAGCAAAGAAGUCAAGCGAUCCAAGAAGGAAGCCAAGAGGGAAUACGAAAGAGUUGCGAAGAUGACAGAUGAUCAGAAACUGUACGAAGCUGAGACUUCGGACAUGAUCAAACAGCUUCGAUCAGAGCAAGUCCAGGCUCCAGGCCAAGGGGAUACUUUUGAAGGUUUCGACUGA